AGCGCCGCGCCUCCGGCAUGGAGUGGGAGCUCAACUUCCUGGUCUACCUGGCGCUCUUCUUCUUCCUGCUCUUCUUACUGUUCCUCCUGCUCUUCGUGCUCAUCAAGCAGCUGACGAACUUGGGGGCCAGCACGGCCGGGGCGCUCCAGCCGGGGCGCCUCUCGCUGCACCGCGGGGAGCCUUGGGGCUUCUCCCACGAGCAGGCGGUGUGAGCCGCACGGUGCGGGGCUGGCGGGAGGGCGCCGAGCGAGCGGCGCGGGCGCAGCCGGGUCUCAGCCUCGAUUUUGUGCGGGCUCGGCCACCGAGCGGCUGCUGCGGCGUGGGCAGGUUGGUUCCGGCGCGGGAGGGUCGGCCGAGGGGCGAGCUCUCUCCUUUCACCUCCUCCGCAGGCUCGGGCUCGUGUGCGCUGUGGUGCCGGGGGCAGCGGGGGCCCUGGGCUGGGGUGGUGCUGUGGUCCCGGGAGGGAACCCCGGCUUUCCCUUCUCUGGGGCGGGGAGAGACGCAGAAGAGAGGAGUUGAGCCUUUGGAGCCCGAACGCCUUUGGCCACCUACCAGCUCUUCCUCCAGGUCCAACUGCAUCCUAGCUUGCACCCAAGGGGCGGAACACUAAACUCUUCAGAUGCUUUUUUCCUCGGCCCGCGUGGUCUGGCGCUCCGGAGCGCGCCCAGUGCCCAGCCUCCGUUACGGCCCAGAGCCAAGAGCCUGCAGGGAGGCGCGGGGACCCGAGGUGGAAGUUUUCCACCAGCGGCACAAAGAAGGACCACACUGAGAGGCCAAAAGCAACAAAAUACUGAAUCUUGCCUGAGUUAUUAACAUACAAGUGAAGGGGAAGACGAUUAUUUUGAUCAUUCGAGGGGAGGAAGAAGCCGUCCUGCUGAGGGCUCUAGCCAGACGUGACUCGGGCUCCCACCUGGAACCCCGGAACGGCUGUGGCGCUUGCUUGUACACUGCGCUCUGGACCACACUCCUCCGCCCGGCGGGCACCUGCGCGGGGGUUUAGUUACAGGGUGUGUGGUCAGGAUGCGUGUCGGGCAGUGA
Molecule: messenger RNA, 1038 nt
Organism: Phyllostomus hastatus (greater spear-nosed bat)
Lineage: Eukaryota; Metazoa; Chordata; Mammalia; Chiroptera; Phyllostomidae
Gene: SMIM43
Product: small integral membrane protein 43
Exons: 4
Coding region: 18-212 (64 amino acids)
Source: RefSeq, a predicted model, not a curated record